AUGGCUCAUCUAAAUCAGGAACUUGGUGUCUCGCCAAUGUCAACAUCCUCUGAAGACGAUUCACCAAAAAUUAUAUCACGUACACCCCGUCGAAGAAAACACAAAAAGAAAGUGAGCACACGAUGCUAG
This is a messenger RNA of Ambispora leptoticha, 129 nucleotides long. NCBI's taxonomy places the organism in Eukaryota, Fungi, Glomeromycota, Glomeromycetes, Archaeosporales, Ambisporaceae. The record is from the annotation of a GenBank genome assembly.